Messenger RNA from Solanum tuberosum (potato), 978 nucleotides. RefSeq names its product 50S ribosomal protein HLP, mitochondrial-like. The coding region runs from base 201 to 707 and encodes 168 amino acids. The transcript is spliced from 4 exons. Gene Ontology annotation, biological process: translation. The record is from RefSeq and is a predicted model, not a curated record. Gene Ontology annotation, molecular function: large ribosomal subunit rRNA binding; structural constituent of ribosome. Gene Ontology annotation, cellular component: ribosome; mitochondrial large ribosomal subunit. NCBI's taxonomy places the organism in Eukaryota, Viridiplantae, Streptophyta, Magnoliopsida, Solanales, Solanaceae.
UCUCAACUCUCGUCAGUCGUCUCUCAGCUCUCAUCUCUCAUCUCUCAUCUCUUAGCUCGUCGUCCUUCGUCUCUUAAGUUCAGGCCAGCCGCUGCCCGCUGCCCAGUCCUCGCUGAGUGCUCGCAUCCCGCAAGCCGCUUCUCAUUGACCACUGCUCAGUGCUCGCUCGCGAGUCGCGCCUCGAAGAAUCUUUUCCAAAUAUGGCUGCAUCUUCUUCUUCUUCUCGGUUGGUUCGUGCAGUGGGUCGUUCAUUGUUCAGUGGUCUUUGCAACAAUGCUGAUGGUUUAAUGAGAUCAACACACGAGAUGAUGUGCAAUCAUUUGUUAUUCCAGCAACAAAGAACUUUCAUACAAAUGAGGACGAGUCUGAAAGUGGUAGACAAUUCAGGUGCAAAGAGAGUUGCAUGCAUCCAAGCACUAAAGGGAAAGAAAGGAGCAAGAUUAGGAGACACAAUAGUUUGCUCAGUGAAGGAAGCUCAGCCAGGUGGUAAGGUGAAGAAAGGAGAAGUGCAUUAUGGUGUUGUUGUCCGUGCUGCUAUGCCAAAGGGCCGCUGUGAUGGGAGUGAAGUAAAGUUUGAUGACAAUGCCGUGGUACUCAUCAACAAGCAUGGUGAACCCAUUGGAACCAGAGUUUUUGGUCCAGUGCCCCAUGAGUUGAGGAAAAAGAAGCAUGUUAAAAUUCUUAGUCUUGCAGAGCAUAUCGCCUAAUGUUUCAGCCUCUUGAUUGUUAGGUACCUCUACUCAAUGAUUAUUCAGUCGCGCGAGCCGAUUGUUAGACAGUUUUGAAUUUAUUGUAUUUGGAGGAAACUUGUUGUUGUCCACAAGCUGCAGAAGAUGUUUUUUUAAUCAUCAUAAACGUUUUGACUUGUACAUAUAAUUGUUGGCCCACAAGGCACAGUGCUGUUUCUGCAACCAGUGCUCAAGGCACAAUGUCCACAAACUGACUUGAAAUAAAUAUAUCACUAACACAAUUAUUGGA